UCAGGAAGAAAUCACAAUAAAGAACAAUUUAUCUUUGUUUACAAACCUUGGGUCUUGUCACACCUAGCUGAUUUCAUUGGUCUGCUAUUUUAGUGUAACAAUACUAAAUAGAAGGAAAAUAUUUUCCUUUUGCUCUAGGCAGUAAAAUACUUUCUUUGUUCUAGAACCAGGAAGCCUUUAUACCUAAUACUUUUUGGUGGCCAGGACUUGGUGGCCGCCUUUACCCUAUGACAAACAGCUACAACGACGAAAACUCCAAAGGGAUUACAAAGCCUUUACACAUCUCUGUUGAUUGCUUUUAUGUCCCAAAUUCCAGGAAAUCGUUUUGCAGAAUAUGUAUUCAGACAUUCUAGAUCAAUCUUACCCUUAAAAAUUGGCCUUCCGCUGUGUAUUUAGAGCGUACCAGCGUUGUAACCGCUGUGAGUGGGCCUUGGAGCAGUCCAUGAAAGAGAGCAGUGAUGGACCCAGAAAUCCUGAAGAAACAGAGUGCAGAACAUAGAAGGAAGACAGAAAGCUGGGUUGGCCUAGGUUUUAGUUGAUUGGCAGAGGCCAGGAAGUUUGCUGGAGUGAAAUGGAGGCCUCGGUGAUAUUGCCCAUCCUGAAGAAAAAGCUGGCCUUCCUGUCAGGAGGAAAGGACAGACGCAGUGGACUCAUCUUGACAAUCCCGUUAUGCCUCGAACAGACAAAUAUGGAUGAGCUGAGUGUCACCUUGGACUAUCUACUCAGCAUUCCAAGUGAGAAAUGCAAGGCCAGAGGAUUUACCGUGAUCGUGGAUGGCAGGAAGUCUCAGUGGAAUGUAGUGAAGACAGUAGUCUUAAUGCUGCAGAACGUUGUUCCGGCGGAGGUAUCCCUUGUUUGCGUAGUGAAGCCAGAUGAAUUCUGGGAUAAGAAAGUAACACAUUUUUGCUUUUGGAAAGAAAAGGAUAGACUUGGCUUUGAGGUCAUUUUAGUGUCUGCCAAUAAGCUGACGCGCUACAUAGAGCCAUGCCAGCUGACAGAGGACUUUGGCGGGAGCCUCACCUACGAUCACAUGGACUGGCUAAAUAAGAGGCUGGUCUUUGAGAAGUUCACGAAGGAGUCUACAUCAUUGCUAGAUGAACUUGCUCUGAUCAACAACGGAAGUGAAAAGGGGAGCGAGCAGGAGAAAGAGAGGUCCGUGGAUUUGAACUUCCUUCCAUCUGUUGAUCCUGAGACGGUUCUUCAGACAGGGCAUGAGUUGUUAUCUGAAUUACAGCAGCGUCGCUUUAACGGCUCCGAUGGAGGGGUCUCGUGGUCUCCUAUGGAUGAUGAGCUGCUCGCACAGCCACAGGUUAUGAAGCUGUUAGACUCGCUCCGGGAGCAGUACACGCGCUACCAGGAAGUGUGCAGGCAGCGCAGUAAGCGCACACAGCUGGAGGAGAUCCAGCAGAAGGUCAUGCAGGUCGUGAACUGGCUUGAAGGACCUGGAUCUGAGCAGCUGAGAGCACAGUGGGGCAUCGGCGACUCUAUCAGGGCGUCCCAGGCCCUGCAGCAGAAGCACGAGGAGAUUGAGAGCCAGCACAGUGAGUGGUUUGCAGUGUACGUGGAGCUUAACCAGCAGAUUGCAGCACUCUUGAACGCUGGAGACGAGGAAGACCUUGUGGAGUUGAAGUCUCUGCAGCAACAGCUUAGCGACGUUUGCUACCGACAGGCCAGUCAGCUAGAGUUUAGGCAGAAUCUCCUGCAGGCAGCUUUGGAAUUCCAUGGUGUGGCCCAAGACUUGUCUCAGCAGUUGGAUGGCUUAUUAGGGGUGUUGUGUGUAGACGUAGCACCAGCCGAUGGAGCAUCGAUUCAGCAAACUUUAAAACUGCUUGAAGAGAAGCUGAAAAGUGUUGAUGUGGGAUUACAAGGCUUACGAGAAAAAGGCCAAGGUCUCCUGGAUCAGAUCUCCAAUCAGGCUUCCUGGGCCUAUGGAAAGGACGUAACUAUUGAAAAUAAAGAGAACGUGGACCACAUACAAGGAGUGAUGGAAGACAUGCAGCUCAGGAAACAAAGAUGUGAGGACAUGGUAGAUGUGCGGAGGCUGAAGAUGCUUCAGAUGGUGCAGUUGUUUAAAUGUGAAGAGGAUGCUUCCCAGGCGGUGGAGUGGCUAAGUGAACUUCUGGAUGCCCUGCUGAAGACCCACAUCAGGUUGGGCGACGAUGCUCAGGAAACGAAAGUUUUACUGGAAAAGCAUAGAAAAUUUGUCGACGUUGCACAGAGCACUUACGAUUACGGCAGACAGCUGCUGCAGGCCACAGUCGUGCUGUGCCAGUCUUUGCGCUGUACCUCCCGGUCCUCAGGGGACACACUUCCUCGUCUGAACAGAGUGUGGAAGCAGUUUACAGUAGCAUCUGAAGAGAGAGUGCAUAGGUUGGAAAUGGCUAUUGCCUUUCACUCAAAUGCUGAAAAGAUUUUGCAAGACUGCCCGGAAGAGCCUGAAGCGAUUAAUGAUGAGGAACAGUUUGAGGAGAUCGAAGCCGUUGGGAAAUCACUGUUGGACAGACUCACUGUUCCCGUGGUUUACCCCGAUGGAACUGAACAAUAUUUUGGGAGUCCAAGUGACAUGGCUUCUACUGCAGAACACAUCAGAGACAGAAUGAAAUUGGUCAGUCUCAAAAGGCAGCAGCUGAGACAUCCCGAAAUGGUGGCUGCGGAAAGCUAAUGUCCCCAGCUCCAUAGAGCUGCAGGUCAUAUGCCCACACAUCUUCGCUGUUGGCAUACGGCAGGGUCAGCCACAGCUCAUUAAGAUACAUUUCACAGCAGGAUAAGGCUCCUUUCUUUCCACAGCACGCCUCUCUAAAUGCUAAGGCCUCUCAGCUACCGAGGCACAGUCAUGUGACAUGCUUUGAGAAUGUAGACUCCAGGUAUCUUAGCAGGAG
Molecule: messenger RNA, 2879 nt
Organism: Acomys russatus (golden spiny mouse)
Lineage: Eukaryota; Metazoa; Chordata; Mammalia; Rodentia; Muridae
Gene: Sestd1
Product: SEC14 and spectrin domain containing 1
Exons: 18
Coding region: 572-2662 (696 amino acids)
Source: RefSeq, a predicted model, not a curated record